GUAAGGACCAUAUAUCAUCAUUCUAUUUGCAUCAUCAUCAUCACCAUCAUCAUGGAGCCAUCCUUUUAACACACGGAGCUCAUUUAAUACUUUUACCUACAGCGGCCUUUGAGCUGCUGACCCUCCGCCGGACUGCUUCCUCCUCCCGGUCAUCUCUCUGCUCUGUCGCCGCCAUGCUCGGUUGUCUGCUCCCUCUGCUCACCGUCGUGCUGUCCGUCCUGUCGGCUGCAGGAGACCCGGCGGGAUCCGCUCAUGUCGACGGAGCACCGCCUUCUAAAAUAGCGGUGGUGGGGGCGGGGAUAGGAGGCAGCGCCACUGCACAUUUCCUGCGCCAACACUUCGGCCCUGAGGUCCAAGUGGACGUGUUUGAGAAGGGCGAAGUCGGAGGCCGUCUCGCCACCGUGACCGUCAAUCACAAUGACUACGAGUCCGGAGGUUCUAUCAUUCACUCCCUCAACCUCCACAUGCAGGAGUUUGUCAAACAGCUCGGUUUGAAGUAUCGCCGCAGCGUGGCAGGGAAGACGGCGGUGUUUAACAGCGAGGAGGUGAUUCUGGAGGAGACAGACUGGUACCUGCUGGACUUAUUCCGUCUAUGGUGGCGCUAUGGCAUCAGCUUCAUACGCCUGCAGAUGUGGGUGGAGGAAAUCAUGGAGAAAUUCAUGAGGAUCUAUAAGUACCAGGCCCACGGCUACGCCUUCAGCUCAGUGGAGGAGCUGCUGGACUCCCUCGGGGGGAGCGGCUUUAUCAACAUGACCCGAAGGCCGCUCUCUGAUUCGCUCCUUGAGCUGGGCGUGUCGCAGCGCUUCAUCGACGAGGUCAUCGCGCCCGUCAUGAGGGUCAACUACGGACAGAACGUCAGCAUCCCUGCCUUCGUAGGAGCCGUGUCUUUAGCUGGUGCCCAGAACAACCUGUGGGCGGUGGAAGGAGGCAACAAGCUGGUGUGUUCGGGGCUUCUGAAGAUAGCCAACGCUAACCUGCUGCAAGCACAAGUCAACUCCAUCUCCCCCGUUUACUCUGGGGAGGUGGUCCAGUACCAGCUGAGCUUCACCACAGCAGAGGGAACAGGAUCAGAGCUGUAUGACAUCGUCGUGCUGGCGACGCCACUGCAGGCCAGCGUCAGAUCUGGAGUGGAGUUCCAAGGUUUCACGCCUCCUUUUGACCAGCUCCCCGGCAACUAUCACAGCACCGUAGCAACCAUCGUCCACGGUUACCUCAACACCUCUUUCUUUGGUUUCCCGGACCCCCGUCUGUUCCCCUUUGCCAGCGUUUUGACAACUGAGACGCCAAAUCUGUUCUUCAACAGCGUGGCUAGCGUUUGUCCUGUCAACAUCUCGGUGGGUUUCCGGCGUAAGCAGCCGCAAGAGGCCGGAGUCUAUAAAGUGUUCUCAGCUCAACCUCUGGAAAAGGCUCAGCUCAAAACACUCUUCAGGUCGUACUACUCAGUGCAGGUGACAGAGUGGCAGGCCUACCCUCGUUACGGCAGCACGCAGGGACUGCCGCCAGUGGAGCUCCACCCAAAUCUUUACUACCUCAAUGGCAUCGAGUGGGCCGGGAGCGCCAUGGAGAUGAGCUCAGUGGCUGCCAAGAACAUCGCCCUGAUGGCUUACCACCGCUGGAACAGACAGACGGACAUGGUGGACCAGAAAGAUCUGAUGCACAGGAUCAAGACUGAACUAUGACCUAGUCAACUGAAAGUCAAAACAUGUGAAGUUCGUAGCUUAUACAUCAUCUCAUAGCUGAUGUGGCAGAUCUGAAUUCUUAACUGCACAUCAAAUAUCUCCUGCUGAAUUCUUGAGCCAGAAAAAUAGCCACAUCCAAGUCAUGUAUUGCCUUUGCUGCAUUCAUCGGCAUCUAUACAGACUCAAGCUGAAGAUAAUCAGAGCCUGCCUUACACUAAACAUGCAUUAAAGAGAAAAACAAGCGUCAGCAUAAACUAAAACAAUUUGAAUGCACCACUAAAGACAAUUGAAGUAAUCUGUUGUCAUCCAAAGGCCACUUCAGCGGUCGUCCUCUGUGUCAGCUGAACUGUAGAUAGUUGGGAGAUGUUGCAGUAUUGUUUGGAUAUUGACUACUAAUGCUAAUUGGUGGUUUCAUCCAAGUACUCGGCUGCUGGCUGGUUUUGUUUGCCAAGAAAUAAGGACGCCAAGCAACCAUGGAAAACACCUGUUAAUUUUUAAACUGAGUAAAAAAAAAAAGGAAAAAGUACUGCUUUCUUGAGUUGCUCUUUGCUGUUUAUACCUCCGUAGUGUAAAGUAAAAGUCAAGAAGUCAAGGAUUUAAGAUUCAGAGCAUGAAUUAGACACUUUUAAUUGGCUGCUUUUUGUCUGACCUGUAACAGCUUUAACCUACCUUAUAGGCACAUAAACCAGCGCUCUGUUGUCUAAUCAGAAACAACGACAGCACUGCUAUCACUGUCUAUGUAUUUAAACUGUUAAUGGAUUUGCUGUUUGCGUGAACUUCUCCGAGGAGAACUCAUUAAAGUAAUCUCACUAGGAUUUUUUUGUAAAUUAAUAAAAUCAUUAUUCAGUGACUCAUGGUAGUGGCCACUGGUGCUAUGCUCCAUUGCCCCUUUCAUCAGACGAUUUCAUUAUCUCCCCUUCCUGAGGCUUUUGUUGCGUAAUCCAGCGGAAAGAAUCUUUUUUCGGGGAAUGGAGCCAACAAGCUUCCCCGCCGGACCGAAUAAAAGCAGAGGACAGCUCUGUGGGGCAGCUGGUGGUGAUGAUGGUGAUACUUUUCCCCCUUUUCGCUCAAUCCCUAAAGCCUUGUUGAGAUCCUGCUUUUUUAAAACACAUAUAUGAGGAUAAAGUUGGAUGUUCGCUUCCAGAAGCAGCACGUGCUAAAAAAAACCGCCACAGACUUUUGAUUAUUCUCAUAAGACUUGCAGAAAUGCCUUAUUUUAUUUAUUUAUUUCUAGUAGCAGUUUUGGACUGUAAAGUUUUUCUCGAUCCAGAAAAAAACUUUACUUAACUAUUGUCAACUGAAAAUCUUGUGACUCCAACGUGCAUCGGUUGAUGGGUAAUGUGAUUGUGUCACGUGAUGAGAAAACGCCACAGCCCUUUAAUCUGAUGGAUUGUUUAAAAGCCUCAUGACAGUGUCCGAAAUGAUGCGGUCAAGCUGAAUUGAAGGAUGUUUUCACUGAGCUCCUGUUUUUUCUUUCCUUGUAUGUGAAAGAGUCAAAUAUUGGUAGUAAUGGUCCCCUAUAAUUCACACCUGGACUGAUCAUCAGAUGAAGAUGGAUCCGUUGACGCUCAAGCUUCUCAGAUUUGCAGACUUGUUGUCUGUGUUGCCCAAAAAGUUAAGCACAAUAAAAACCAUGUGAUAUGGUUGAAAGCUCCUGAUAAACCUAGUAAAUGCCUCUUGAGUUGAGAACUACUAUUUCUAAGGACAAGAAUGAACUUUACAUGCCAACAGAAACAAAGUCCUGAAAUCACACCUCAGAAUGAAAUUUGAUACUUGAUCUUUUGGAUAUUUUACAUUUCAAGUAUUAGUACAGAGUCUAUCUGUAGCUGAAAUAAAACAUUUAUGGGUCAAUGACGUAUAAGGAUUUUCAACAACUCAAUUUUAGAAUAAUAAAAAC
Messenger RNA from Scomber scombrus (Atlantic mackerel), 3576 nucleotides. RefSeq names its product prenylcysteine oxidase-like. The record is from RefSeq and is a predicted model, not a curated record. Bases 174 to 1679 code for a protein of 501 amino acids. Gene Ontology annotation, biological process: prenylated protein catabolic process; prenylcysteine catabolic process. Lineage: Eukaryota; Metazoa; Chordata; Actinopteri; Scombriformes; Scombridae. The transcript has 7 exons. Gene Ontology annotation, molecular function: prenylcysteine oxidase activity.